This is a messenger RNA of Rubroshorea leprosula, 764 nucleotides long. Lineage: Eukaryota; Viridiplantae; Streptophyta; Magnoliopsida; Malvales; Dipterocarpaceae. The record is from the annotation of a GenBank genome assembly.
ACAGUUAAAAUUAUUGAAUUCAAAAGUGGCUUCUCGUCCCAUCCAAAGUGGGCCUACAAUCAUAGCAACUUUCUGUGCUUCCCCAUGGUAAUCCCUCUCUUCUUCUUCCUCUUCUUCAGAAUCCCUAAAUUAGCUUACCCCUCAUAUCAUUUUACAUAGCUUAAAAUUCCGUCAUAUUUACACUUUUUUCCUUUACCAGUGACAUUUACAAAAUCACCGUUUCUUGACUUUGUUGGCUGUGGAUUUUUCCGAAUUUUUGUCAAUUCCCCACAUGGGAAAAUCUAUUUUAGCAUCUGGGUGUGGAUGAUUUUAAGCUUCUUCAAGCUAAUUUUGUUGUUGGUAAAUGGAGUUUGUGUUGAAUUUAUGAGAGAAAUAAGAAGAAGAAGAAGGGAAAAAUGCAAGAGGUCUAAUUUGCAAUUUUUUUUCCCCGAGAUAUGGGUAACUAUUGCUCACUAGGAGUCCUGUAUUGCAAGCCCCAAUUUGAGCAGCUCUUCAAGGAGAAAAGCGGUUUCACAAAGAAAUUCCAAACAACCUUUUAUCUGGGAACAAACCAAAUGGAUUGGUGAUUUAGAAUUUUCCAUUUUCUAUCAUAUUUUCUUGAGAAAAUGGAAGCGAUUCGGGCCUCAUAAUCAUCCGACGAGGUAUCGAUAGAGCGGUGCAAGAGCUUCGAAAAGGCCUUGUAGGUUUAAUUUUUCUGCGUUUUCUUGCUCUUUUACAAAUUUGUGUGAUUUAUGAAUUAGAUCUAAUAAAAGUCUGAAGUGUGA